This is a messenger RNA of Galleria mellonella (greater wax moth), 3125 nucleotides long. RefSeq names its product RUS family member 1. The record is from RefSeq and is a predicted model, not a curated record. The coding region runs from base 288 to 1961 and encodes 557 amino acids. The transcript has 9 exons. Lineage: Eukaryota; Metazoa; Arthropoda; Insecta; Lepidoptera; Pyralidae.
AAUACUUAAUUGCUAUUGCUUGCUUUUUGAAUAUUUUAGUAUUAUAAAUUAUACCAACUAAGUAAAACAUUAAAAAAAUUACCAGAUAAAUUCACAUUUUAUGAAUUUGUGAGUGAAGCAUUUUUUUCUGAAAUGAAAUAUCGAAUUUACUUUUCACUUAUUUUGUCAGUAAACAGUUCUUAUUUCCAUAAUAUAGUUUUAUAAUUUAACCUACUUUGAUCUCAUCUUCUACAUUGUUCUCAUCAAAAUUAUUUUAAAAUAAAAAAGUUGUUAUUUUAACUCUUAUUAUGUAUAUCAUACAUGAAGGAGAAAUAUUACUGAAAGAAAAAUACGGCUCUACCUCAAAGGAACGUUUCUAUGUAAAGCCACCAGAGCAAGGAAAUAUUGUAAUAGUGGAUGAUGAAAAAUUGAGUGAUGUGCUCGGCUGGUUCACAAGAGUUUUCCUGCCGCAGGGCUAUCCUGGUAGUGUUAGCAAGGAUUACAUAUCCUACCAAGUUUGGGACACUGCUCAGGCUUUCUGCAGUACUAUUACAGGUAUCUUAGCUACUCAAGAAGUACUACGAGGUGUCGGAGUAGGAGAUACCAGUGCCACACCUUUAGCAGCUACUGUCACCUGGGUAAUAAAAGAUGGAUGUGGACACCUAGGAAGAAUUUUGUUUGCAUUUAGCCAUGGAACAUAUUUAGAUGCUUAUAGUAAAAAAUGGAGAUUAUAUGCAGAUACAUUAAAUGAUGCAGCAAUGUGUAUUGAAAUUGCUUUGCCAUUAUUCAAGAACUAUACAACAUUCGCUUUGUGUGUAAGCACUGUAAUGAAGGCCAUAGUUGGUGUUGCUGGCGGAGCGACAAGAGCAGCCAUGACGCAACAUCAUGCCAUAAGAGGUAACAUGGCUGAUGUAUCUGCGAAAGAUUCUGCACAGGAGACAGCAGUCAAUUUAAUUGCCUCUAUUACAGCUCUUUUCAUCAUUAGUUUAUUUGGGAAUUCCAUCAUAAUUUUUAUCCUAAUGAUGAUACUUCACAUAAUUUUUAAUUACUUCGCUGUGAGAGCUGUAUGUUUGAGGACUUUAAACGAGCCUAGAUUCUUACAAGUAAUAGAUAUUUAUUUAAAACAAGAAAUCAUUGCAAAUCCUUGUGAGAUUAAUCGUAAUGAACCAAUAAUAUUUUAUCAGUUGGGACCAAAUUUAUUAGACUUAAGACUGUGUGGAUUUCAAAUUAAACUAGGAUAUUCCAUAAAAAAAAUAAUUAAUCAACAACCAAGCGCUGCAUACUUGCGAAAAAUCACUGAAGUUUAUAAUGAUAAAAAAUACUUAUUACUUCCAAAUAUUAGUAAACGAAAGAUGUAUGUAUUAUUAAAAGACGAGGCAGUGAUUGAUGACAUACUAUGUUCCUAUUUCCAUGCCGUAUUACUGUCUAUUAUAGUAUGCGCUAUAAACGACUAUCCAUUGUCUAUAUAUCGCAAUUCAGUAGAUCCACGUCCAUUCGCACAAGUAUGUCACACAUUGCAAUCGGCGGAGUGGAGUCGUGAACCAGCGGAAAAUUCAAAUUCUUCGUCUUUUAGUAGAUUCCAAUACGAGCCCUCGCAAGAUCUUAUGAUAUAUGUAGACAAAAUAGUACAAAAAGAAUGGUUCAGAAUAAGAAGAGGAUUAGCACAUACCGGCUGGGAUCUAAGCAAACAUCUUCUUAUGGUUGACGAAUGGAGAGUAUGCUGUCAAAGUAUAGCCAAUACAAUACCAAUAGAAAAAAGUCUUGACACAAUCAGACAUCCAAGUGGUAAAAUGAUAUCUUUUGGGGAGAUACUAGAAGAAUUUGAAAUGGAUGAGAGCUCUGAUAAAGCUUUUACCAUAGAACCUGAAUAUUCGACGAUGAAACUCCCAGGAAGAUCAAAAUUGAUAAAAUUGGAAACAGCAGAAUGUCAAAUGUCAAAUGAACCAGAAGUCGCACCAAGUGACCAAAUAAAACAAGACUGAAGAAAGUUUUUUAAGUUGUCAAUAAUAGAUAUAAGUCUAUGCUAAUUUUGAACAUAAAAGUAUAUUAUUUAUUGUCUUAGAUUUUACAAAAUAAUAAUAUUUUUCAAUGUCACGAUAUUAAAAAGAGGUAUAUCCCAAUACGCCUGAGAAUAUAGAGUCAAAAUUUAAAUAGUACAAUGAAUUUCAUUUAUGAAUAUAGUACCUAUCAAUUGGUAAAUAUUGAAAUAAUUUUUGAGAAUGUAGUUUCUUCAUGGUCAUUCUCAAUUGACCAGUUCAGGACCUUUAUUUUUACCAAACUGCAAAGGAAAAGAAAGCAUUGUUUUACGAGUAUUUGUAUGUACGUUACAGUAUAUAGCGCCGCGUGUAGGCUAACCGGCUUUAUGAUUUUUUAUAAAUAAGAACUCAUCGUAAGUGUAAUAUCAGCGACGUAACGAUAGCGUACAAAAAAAUAUUAGUCCUAAAAAAAUCUAAUUUAUGUGAUUUGUCAAUUCUAUUAGUUUAAUUCCUCGCCAAACGUCGAAUAGUAUCAUAUUCAUAUUACCCAGUAGGUAGGUAAAUCGCAAGCGAUUGUAAUGUGACAGCGAUUCUCAAAUCUUAUUUGACUUCAAAAUUCACAAAACCAGUUUUCUAUAGUUAACUAACAACUGAAUAUCGAACUCUAAUUAUAAAAAACGCCCAAAUUCCAAUUAUAAAAUGUCUUAUCUAUCUAGGCCUUAAAAAUAUACAGACAGAUUAUACCUGAAUGCUCCAUGCUUCCUAUAUUUUUUAUAGACAUGACUUUGUACCUCGAGCCAAAUUAUUUCAAUGUUACACAAUAAACUUGACCAAUCCAAUGUCCAAAGCACGCGAGAUUUGCGUGAACGACCCCGUAUAUAACAUUAGGGCAAAUAGAUAAUUAGAUUUUAAUAGCAAUAUAAGUAUUAUAGUAAAUAUUAUACGAAAAAUAAGAGUAAUGUCAUGUGGUUUAAAUGAAUUGAAAAAUUUACAUUCCAAGUAGCGAAAUUAAACUCUUAAUUUACAACUAAUUUAAGAUAUUACGUGUAAUUAGGAUUACAAAAUUUGUACAUUACGUAGAAAUUAUAGAAAGAGCCAAUUACGAUUACUUUAGUACAGAUGUGUAUCUAUUAGAUACGUAGUAAAGUAAUAAAAUAAUAAUUAGUUUAU